Anguilla anguilla (European eel) is the source of this 6980-nucleotide messenger RNA. RefSeq names its product gap junction delta-2 protein-like. The record is from RefSeq and is a predicted model, not a curated record. The coding region runs from base 1226 to 2140 and encodes 304 amino acids. The transcript has 2 exons. Gene Ontology annotation, cellular component: connexin complex. NCBI's taxonomy places the organism in Eukaryota, Metazoa, Chordata, Actinopteri, Anguilliformes, Anguillidae. Gene Ontology annotation, biological process: cell communication.
AUGAGAGACCAGGUGGAAGGGAAGGUGAUGAGAGAGGGAGGGGGAGAGAGAAAUCAGCUCAGACCACAUACUGGGUGAGAGGACUGCAGAAGGAAGGAGGGAGGGCUGCAAAAUCCCUGAUUCUGACAUUGAAGCAGAGUACAGAGAGAGGCAGAGAGAGAGAACCACACAAAGGAGAAGCAUCAGAGACGCAGCAGACAGGCAGCCCAAGCGCAGUAUUACCAGAGAGAGAGAGAGCCAAAGAGAGGAAGCGAGCAAGACGAGAGAGAGAGAGACAGAUAGAGAGGAGGGAGGGUGGUGCAAUCACAGAGGUUGACAGAGAGAAAGAACAGAAUAGAGGAAGAUACAUGGAAAGCAGGAGGGAAAAAGAGGAGAGAUGAAGAUGAACAAGGAGGGAGAGAGCAAGGGCAGGAGGGAGGAUGGAGCAGAUAGCUGAGUCUAAUAGGACAGACACUGAUUUCUGCUUUCCACUACAUGUAUGACUGCACAGACUGGGUGGAAUAUAACAGGGACAAUAUAGGACACUGAAGAGCUGGCGUGUGUGUAAGUGUCUGUGUGUGUGUGUGUGUGUGUGUGUGCGUGUAUGUGUAUGUGUGUGUGUGUCUUACUGCGUGUGUAAGGGUUUUGCUGGCUUGGCUGGGGCUGGGUAAGAGCUAUGGUCUGGGUUACACAAUUAAGUGUGUGUGUGUAGUGUGGAGAUGACAGGAUGAGAGAGGAUGUAGGUUUGUAUGUGUGUACAUGCAAUUUGUAUGCAGGUGAGCAGAGAAAUCAAUGUGGUGAGAAAAGAGAAUAUAGUGAACAUUCGAGGAACGUAGACGCUCAGCACAGGAGUACGCGGUUCACAGUGAAAGGAACUGGUGCAUUGUAAAUGUGGGGAGGGCCUGGGAUCUAGGGCUGGGGGAGUGGGGCAGAGAGAAGGGGGGGGGGGGGGGGGACAGGAAUUGUGGGACUGUGGUAGUAUCACCAGUACAGGGGAGGGAGAGGACAGAGUCGUGUAAAGGUUGUGAAAGCGUCCACGGCCCUUGGCAUAUUAUCAGAAGAGGCGCACACCUGAAUGCUAGCCCAAUGUCGAGCCAACUGGGAGCCUACAGAGAAAGAGUAGUAAGAGCACCGAGAGGGGUUCAGGGUGGAGUGGAUGCUCUGCUUUGGGUGUGCCUGUGAGCCUAGGAGACAAGGGCUCUAGAACAUUCCUGUUUCAGCCAGUGGCCCACAUUCUUCAGUGACCAUGGGAGAGUGGACCAUUCUGGAGCGGUUGCUAGAGGCUGCUGUACAGCAACACUCUACCAUGAUCGGCCGGAUUCUGCUGACAGUGGUGGUGAUCUUCCGUAUCCUGAUUGUGGGCAUUGUGGGUGAGAAAGUAUAUGAGGAUGAGCAGAUCAUGUUCAUCUGCAAUACUAUGCAGCCUGGCUGCAACCAGGCCUGCUAUGACAAGGCCUUCCCCAUCUCCCACAUCCGCUAUUGGGUCUUCCAGAUCAUUCUGGUGUGCACACCCAGUCUGUGCUUCAUCACCUACUCCGUGCAUCAGGCCGCCAAGCAGCGUGAUCGCAGCUACUCCUUCCUGCACCCCUACAUGGAGCGGGACCACGGCCGGCAUGAGGGUGCCCGAAAACUGCGCAACAUCAACGGCAUCCUGGUGCACAACCCAGAGAGUGGGGGCAAGGAGGAACAUGACUGUCUGGAGGUGAAGGAGAUACCCAAUGCACCCCGUGGCCUCACACACGGCAAGAGCGCCAAGGUGCGCCGCCAGGAGGGCAUCUCCCGCUUCUAUGUCAUCCAGGUUGUGUUCCGCAAUGCACUGGAAAUUGGUUUCCUGGCCGGGCAGUAUUUCCUGUAUGGCUUUAAUGUGCCAGGCAUGUUUGAGUGUGAUCGCUACCCCUGUGUAAAGGAGGUGGAGUGCUAUGUGUCGCGACCCACUGAGAAGACAGUGUUUCUCGUCUUCAUGUUUGCGGUCAGCGGGAUCUGCGUGCUGCUCAACUUGGCUGAGCUUAACCACCUGGGUUGGCGCAAGAUUAAAACCGCCAUCCGUGGUGUACAGGCACGACGCAAGUCUAUCUGUGAGGUGCGCAAAAAGGAUGUCUCUCACCUGUCCCAGGCUCCCAACCUGGGUCGGACCCAGUCCAGUGAGUCAGCUUACGUUUGACGGCUUGCUUCCUCGCUGGCAUGUUCUUGCCCUGUUCGCACCUCCAAGCUGCCGUGUUUGUAAGCCUGGAAUUAAUUUAUUUGUGGGUGUAACAUUUCUGCAGUAUAGUUCACAUGAGCAAGAUAAAUAGAGUGUACUGGGGUGUUAAUUCAGGCAGUCAGAAGGACAAAAGGACAGAAAUUCUUUGACAAAUAAUGAGGGUAGCUGGAGUUAUUUCACUGGUGUGGAACAGUGAUUGAAAUGAAAUAGCCAACCAUUCAUGAAUCACAUAACAUCAAAGUUUCUCUUUUAAUCUUUAAACAGUAAACUUUCAGAAAAGCCCUGUUAGAUGUGUUUCCAUUAUAGUAGCUCAGCAGCAUCAUAAUCUUUUGUAACCCAGAACAUGAUAACGGAUUGUGUCCAAGUGAAGAUGCUUGUGGGAAUUUGGUCUGAUCCGCUUCCUCACUAUACCUCCACAGGUGGCACAGAGAAAAAUACUACAGUUCUUUUACUCUGCUGGAGAAUAAAAGUAAAAACAAAAGAACAGAAGAGCAAUGGAUAGCUCCUCUCCCCUGCACUCUUGCCCCAGCACUCUUCCCUGUGAGAGUCUUUCUGUAGGUGUGAGAUUACAUUAGUCUUUAAAAAUUAAAAUCUUAGUCAGCUCUUCUUUUUCAGUUGAGCAGGAAACAUAUUGAUUCCUUUACUAUUUGCUGUCAUGCACUCAGAAAUAUUUAUUUCUUCUGUGCCAGAGUUAGUGCCAUAAUUUAAAUGGCAACAUACAACCUAAUAAUUUACCAAUAUAUUAAAUCUUAUUUAUUUAAUGGGGUAGAAGUUGGGGGAGGGGGUGCUGUUCCAUGGGUUUUGCAGUAUCUACGUGGUUUAGGUUUUUGUUUAGUUCUUGGUCUGAAAUUAAUUAUAUUCCAAACAAUUUGUAAUUUUGAAUGAUCUUUUGAAAAGAGCAUGUUUUCAAACUACUAAUGGAAUGGACAGACUGUGUCAUUAGAUAUAAUUUCUAAAAAAGACUUUGUUCAUUUGCAUCCUGCUCCUAUGAUGUGUAUUAAUGGCAUGUGUUAAAAAAAGAAAUCAUGUACAUGAUUAAUGUGUAGCACUCUUACAUGCAGACAUUGGAUAAUUCACUUUGGGAGGACUCUGUAGCCCCAGCAAUAAUAUCUAUAAAAAAGCUUCUGUGUUUAUGCAAUAAAGCAGCUGCACUGUAAAAGAGGGACCCAAAAGCACAAUACAAUAGGCCCUGCCUCCAACUCUGCUGCUGGGCACUGAUUGGCCUAACUGCAAAUUUUCAGUACUCCCAGUCUUACACAGCUGCAUUGGGAUGCUGUCGCAUGCAGCAUGCUGCAGGAUGAUGCAGGCAGCACAGUUUCUGAUGACGUGUUGUCCUUCACGGCAACGAGCAUGCUGAGCUGGGGUUCUUUUCUCACCAGGGAAACAGCUAGGAGAUCUGUUCACAUAAAAGUGCUUGUACAUGCAUAUUAGCAUUAGCAUUAGCAUGUGCUGAAAUGUACACUAUUAGUUCUUCAGCAGUGAGGAUACACACACACACAAAUAUAUAUCCACUGAAAAAAAGUGCUUCAUUGGGUAAGCCAAAUAUUUUAGGUUCAUCCCCUGAAACAUUUCCUUCUGUGUGUGUAUGUGUAUAUACAGAGCAGUCUAAGUAUGUGGACAGGGACACAAUUUUUGUUAUUUUGGUUUGGUUCACCAGCACAUUGGAUUUGAAAUGAAACAGUUAAUAUGAGGUUAACAUGCAGACUGUCAGCUUUAAUUUGUGGGUAUUCACAACCAUCUUGGGUGAACUGUGUAGGUAUCGCAGCCCUUUUUCUAAAUUGUUUCCCCAUUUUAGGGUGGCCAAAAGUAAUUGGACAAAUUAACACUUUAAUAAAGUGGUCAUAUUAGUACUUGGUUACAAAUCUUUUGCAUUCAAUGACUGGCAGAAGCCUGUGACCCAAGGCCAUCACCAGCCACAGGCUAUCUUCUCUGGUGAUGCUCCGUCAAGCAUGUACUGCAGUCCUCUGCACUUCCUGUACUGUAUGGGUAGAGGGCUUUUUGUCUUCAGACUUGUCUUCAGCAAGUGAAAUGGAUGUUCACUUGGAUUCAGCUCGGGUGAUUGACUUAGCCCGUUAAGUGCAUUCCACUGUUUGGCCCUGAAAAACUCAUUGCCCAGUUGCAAGGUGAAGCGCUGUCCAAUGAGUUUUUAGGCAUUUAGUUUUAUCUGAGCAGAUAAGAUGUUUCCAUACACUCCAGAAUUCAUCCUGCUGCAGUCGUAAGCAGUUACAUCAAUGGAGACAAGUAGGCCAGCUCCAGUGGUAACCAUAUAUGCCCAAGCCAUAACACUACAUCCAACAUGUUUCACAGAUGAGGGGGAUGCUUUGGAUCUUGAGCAGUUACUUUCUUUCUCCACAUUUUUCUCCUCACCAUCACUAUGGUACAACUUUUUGAUUGGUUUGACAGGGGUUGAAAAGGCUUUUUCUUCGGUCAAACUAUUAUUUGGUCUACCAUGGUCUCCCAGUCAGUUCGCUAUUUCUGAGCUCACCUGUGCGGUCUUCUUUCCUAACAAUGUAUCACACAGAUAAUGUCGACACACCCAUUGUUUUGGCUGUCUCUGAUCGAUUUAUUCAGAUUUCUUUGCCUGCUUUACUGGCAUCGACGCUUCUUUGGGCCUCAUAUUGAGAGACAACAUUAACAGACUCUAAAUGCAAAUCCCCCACCUAAAAUUAACUGGACCUUUUUUUUUGCUUUCUUGUGCAAGAACUAAUGAUGCAAUGACAUGCAACUAGCCAAGAAACAGCUCAGCAGCCUAUUGUCCAAUUACUUUUGGUCCCAUAAAAUGGAGAAUUACCUAAUGUAUAAUCAUGGGUGUAAUUCCUUUCCAAGUUUCACCCAAUAUGGAUGGUGCUCUCAAUUAAAGUUGACAGUCUGCACUUUAAUCUCAUAUGUACUGUUUCAUUUCUAAUCAAAUGUGCUGGCAUACAGAGCCAACAUUAUACAAAUUGUCUUUGUCCAAAUAAUGUUGGACUGCACUGUAUAUACAUAAACACCAAAUUUCAACCCACCCACACACAUAUAUAUAUGUGUGUAUAUACGCAUCUACCAAAUCCCACCCCCACACACACAAAUGUACACAGAUGCACACACACACACACAGAUGUGUAUGUACCUUUGAGUUCAGUGAUGAAGUGUUAUGGGGGGAAGAGCGAGAGAGAUGAAAGAUGGUGAUGAGAGCUAAAAGUACCUCGUCGGUUUUGUGACACUGAGACCACUUAUGACAUGUAUUUCCAUAAGAACACACAGGGAUGAGGGUACUGAGAAACCUGCUGUGACUUGCUAGUUUGGGCUAAAAAGCUGUUUUACUGCUCCAAUAGCAAGAACCUGUUUUAUGCUGCACUGCCAGCUUAAAUCAUACAAGUCUACUUUACACUGGACUCUCUGCUCCAAUCACACUACUCUGUUUUUUUUACUGCACUCUCUGCUCCAAUCACACGACUCUGUUUUGUACUGCACUGUUCGCACCAAUCACAUGACAUUAUUGUCAUUUGAUAAUGCAGAGAACAGGGCCUGACAGGGCCAGUGACCGGUAAGAGCAGUGUUUACUUGAGAUUCUUGAGUGUGAGUUCCUGUAGUUGAAAGAAAAGCAAUGACAAAAAAUGAAUUAUCUAAAUAAAUUAAUCAGGUAUUGAACAUGCCUGGAAGUCAGGCACUGAAAUCUCUCAAAUGAAUUUCAGCAUAUAUUCAAACAUUAGCACUGAAUGCAAUGUUUGAUGUUUUUUCUAAAGGUGUCGUGCCAGAUCAUAUCAGAAAACUGACUUGUGUACAGAUCAAAAUACACAGGUUUCGAUGCUGUUCCUGUUGUCUCACUGAUGGAGGUAAACUGGCACUCCGGGGGGUCUAUCUGAAACAAGAGCCAGGUUUGAUUCACAGCCACAGAGGACCAUAGCCAAGUGAUCCUCAUGUUUGUCUCACCAGGUGUGCGUUGUCCUGAUGAGACCCCUCCCAGUGGGUGCUGCCUAUGUUCAGCAGGUGUGUGACUCAGUUGGACUCUGUUCUUGAUUUCUUUAAUGAGGUCUCAACAAAAUGUGGGACCUGAUUAUGAGGUAUGCACUCUCCAUCUGUUUCCUCUCUCUUCUCCCCCCUCCAUGAGUCUUAUCGCUGAAAGUAGUACAGGGCUAGUUGUACUGCUCUUCAUGAUGUCAACAGCCCUUUUUUAAACAUUUUAGGAUAACAUAUUAUGUGUAUGAAAAGGAAAUUAUGCAAUGUAACUUCUUUAACUUGGUUUUAUGGAUUGGUUCAUUUUUAUUGCACAGUACUGUAAAUUAAUAAGAAAAAUUAAGGUCUUUUUAAAUGUAAAAAUGUACGCUUUUCAAGUCAGAACUUUGGGAAUAGGUGUGAAAUUUAAAAAAUGCUUUUCAGAGCAAAAUUUCUGGCCUCCCUGGCCUAAAAUAAUAUGCAAUGUAUGGUACUAACUUAGGAUUUUGAAAAAAGUGCUAUGCUUAGUGCAUGGAAUAUGGAUAGAAUUUGCAUGAUUUUUUACAGUAAAACCUAAAUAAAUAGAGAGACAAAAUGUUCAGCUAUGUCCUGACAGCCCAAAGGGUGCAGUAAAAUACUGCAACGAGGCUGCCUGGAUAUCCCAAUGCUCACCCUAUAAUCCUUUAUCAAUUAAGUGAUUGAACUACAAUCACUCUGGCUUUAUGGGCAAUUAUUUAAUCAGCUAAUCCUCAGAUCUCAUUUCACAAACAACAGAGACACAGAGGCUGAGCUGAAGUUUGCACCAGAGCGAGUGGAUGCUGCAAUGUUGUCCUAUCUUCAGAACUGUUCCUCUUCCUAGAAUAAAAUAUGAGGAUAUGUAAAAUGA